Colletotrichum lupini is the source of this 219-nucleotide messenger RNA. RefSeq lists its product as uncharacterized. NCBI's taxonomy places the organism in Eukaryota, Fungi, Ascomycota, Sordariomycetes, Glomerellales, Glomerellaceae. Bases 1 to 219 code for a protein of 72 amino acids. The record is from RefSeq and is a predicted model, not a curated record. The transcript has 2 exons.
AUGUCAUCGACCUACAGGAGGAGUGCUAGGCUUGCCUGUGGCGGUGUCCAGCGGAUUGACUCGACGCAAGAGUCCGAGACGGGCACGCGCUGGGAAAACGGCUUCGUUCCGUGGGGUGCCUCACGAGCUGCCGCCAUGGAGGCACCCUCUACAUCUCCAAAAAGCCCCGACCGCCUGCCGCCUUAUCUCUGUAACCAAUGCCAUGACACUGUCGCGUGA